This is a messenger RNA of Neospora caninum, 5550 nucleotides long. RefSeq names its product putative glycogen debranching enzyme. Bases 1 to 5550 code for a protein of 1849 amino acids. The transcript is spliced from 19 exons. Gene Ontology annotation, molecular function: amylo-alpha-1,6-glucosidase activity; 4-alpha-glucanotransferase activity. Lineage: Eukaryota; Apicomplexa; Conoidasida; Eucoccidiorida; Sarcocystidae. Gene Ontology annotation, biological process: glycogen catabolic process. The record is from RefSeq and is a predicted model, not a curated record.
AUGCCGCUUCCAGCUUUGAACCCCAACCGCCUGCCCCAGCCGGGUCAGGAGGCCCUCGCGCAUUUUGGAGAGUCUGUCGAGGUCUUCAUUUCGUAUUUCGACGCUGACGGAGUUCUGGAUGCUCCCAACAAGUCUGCUGGAAAUUUCCGUGUCUCCAAAGGCACGACGAUUGAGUUGGUGGCUUUGAACGGCUCGCAGCCUCUCCCCGUCGUCGGGUGCAUCGCGGAGUCGCCGCUGGGCAAAGAGGAGCGGCUUCCGCAGCGAACGGCGGAGUUCGGAACCCUCGUCUUUGCGUUCAAAGCUGAGUUGGCAGGCCCGUAUCGCAUUCAGCUUCAGUAUGGUCCUGCGCCUUGUCCGAAGCGCACUAACCACACAGGAGACGCUGACGCCUGCGCGCGCUCGCCUGCCUCGGUGGUCAUCGUUGAACCUUCCCUCAGCAUCAACGGUGUGCCGCUCAAACAAGAAAGCAUCUCCGUCCAAACCGUCCUCUCCAGGUGUCUAGGCCCUUUCAGCGGAUGGCGGCGCAUGUUCACGCAGACUGGAGAGCUCGGCUACAACGUCAUCCACUUCACGCCUCUCCAGGCUCUUGGCGAGUCGGGCUCAUGCUACAGCAUUGCCGACCAACUGCACAUCAGCGAGUUCUUCCUGGACGACCGCUCGCUGAAAUCGAGACACCUGGAGGCUUGUGGCGACGCCGCGGGCGCCGGGCUGCCGGAGCCUGUCAUGCCUCUGAGGCGAGCCGACAGCAGCGAAGUCGUGGGCUUGGAAGAACUGAGGGCCAUUAUCCACAUGAUGGAAACCGACCUCGGACUGCUCAGCACUAUCGACCUCGUCCUGAACCACACGGCCAGCAACAGUCCUUGGCUGCGAGACCAUCCCGACAGCGGAUACAGCCCAACGAACUCGCCGUGGCUGUGUAGCGCGUACGAGCUCGACUGGAAGAUCCAGGAGUUCAGUCAGCGCGUCGUUCGCGGCGAGUUUCGCGACAAGUACGGGGCGACAAAAGACAUCAACGACGAGGGCCAGCUGCAAAACGUGAUGCGCGCUUUUGACGAAGAGCUUCUCAAACCCUUCCGCAUGGAAGAGUGGUUUCUCCUGCACAUCGACAAUACCGUGCAGGCGUGGAUCGACGCGCUCGCGGCAGGUGGACCAGAAGGCGAAGAGCAAUCCCUGAACGAUGGAGAGAUGCACGAACGCCUCUUCAAUGAGGCACUGAAGCUGGUGGGUAUUAAGCGGGGGGCGACGAUUGUGAUUCCGGGUUCCGUGCUUCGCAACCUUUUCCCGCGCUCCCAAGAAGACCGUCUCCGGCGGCUGCUGGGAGGCGUGAAUUCGCGACUUCUGGAAAAGGCGCACGAGUCAGCCAACUUUGUGCGCCAAGCCGUCGAAGGCCACGCGCGGUGGGAGCGGCUGCAGUGUCGGCGCGGGCCCUUAGGUUUGAAGCACUGGGAGGCUCUCGCGCCGCGCUACUUCACUCCGCUGAAUGAAGAGGAACCGGACGUCACCAAGAGGACCGUCCUCGCCAACAACGGAUGGGUCAUGGGCUGGGACGCGACCAAAGACUUCGCCGCUGCAGGCGCCCUCGUCUACCUCCGACGCGAACUCGUGGUCUGGUCAGACUGCGUGAAGCUCCGAUACGGCACUGGCCCCGAAGACUCGCCUUUCCUCUGGAACCACAUGACCGAGUACUGCCGCAUCGCCGCCAAGGCUUUCCACGGCGUGCGCCUCGACAACUGCCACUCCACGCCGAUCCACGUUGCUCAGCACAUGCUUCGGGAGUGUCGUCGGAUUCGACCAGACUUUUGGGUGUUUGCAGAGUUGUUCACGGGGAGUCAGGCGAUGGAUCUGCACUUUGAGCGUUGCCUGGGGAUCAACGCGCUGGUGCGCGAAGCCAUGCAGACGCACGAUGCCUGGGACCUCGUGAACCACUUGAAGAAAUUCGGCAUGCAGCACGGCCUCGGGCAGUUGUCGCCAGUGGCGGCGCUCGACCGGAACGAAGCCGCCCUCGCCACGGAGGUUGGCAGCGCGCGCCACAAGACCCCCAAGAACGGCGCAGCGCACGCGGCGGAGCACGCCAAGCGCGAAGACGAUGCCGGCGCUUCGCUCGGCGCGCCCGACCACAUGGCGAAGCUGGAGAGCCCGACUUCAGUCUCAGAGUGCCGAGGCGUCCCGCUUCGUCCGGCGGUGUGCCCCGCGCUGUUCUACGACUGCACGCACGACAACGAGACUCCCAGCCAAAAGUUCACGCCUGGCGCAGCUUUGCCUCUCGCCGUGCUUCUCGCCUCUGCAGGCUGCGCCGUCGGUUCAACGCGCGGCUACGACGAACUCGUCCCGCGCACGCUGUCGGUCGUCGCCGAAGACCGCCGGUACGAGGACUACCACGGCGAGGUGCCGCUGCUGAACCCGCUCGACUUGGUCGCCGGGAAGGCGCCGAGUCCGAGCCACAAGAUGAACGCGACGGAGGGGAAGAAGGCAAACGGCGCGGCGCAUGCCCCGGCCAGAAAGCUACCCGAGGAAAUCAAACUCGCGUGGACACACGGCGGCGGCCACGUCGUGGUGCGUGGAAGCUGGGACGGCUGGCAACAGGACGUGGAGGGGACGCGCGACGAGCGGGGACAGUUCCAAGUCGUCUUGAGGAAGGGCGUGCACUAUGCGCGAGGCGGGAACGCAGACCAAGAGACUCCCGAGCGACUCGAGUUCAAGUUCAUCGUCGACGGAAACUGGACUGUCAACGCCGACUUGCCCCGCGAACGCGUCGGCGGAAACGAGAACAACGUCCUCUCCACCGACGGCUCCAGUCUCGAUGGAUCUGGAAAUCCAGGCGAUUCGUUGCCGGGGAUCUUGUCGAUUCGGCCCAUCAUGAACGCCAUGCACGUGAAGGCAGGCCAAGAAGGAUUCAACCAACUGGCUGCGGAGUGCAAAUCGGACGACCUCGUAGUCGCCGUGCGCCACCAUCCGCAAACGCACGAAUGCAUUUACUUCAUUGCGCGCUGUGCCUACCAGUGGCAACAAGGUGACCCGCCUCUCCCGGAGAUUCAGUUGAGUGGGAAGAUCAAGGAGGUUCCGUUGAUGGCGACGCUGUUUGUCCCUGGGGACGCCCGCGACCGUUUCCAGCCUGCGGCUUCGCGGAUCAACGGUUUGCCGGGGGCUGCGAGGGUAUUUUCGGAUCUCAGUCACUUUGCGCCGAACACGCACUUUGACGGCGCGUCGAACACGACCUGUCUUCGCCUGCAGAACUUCCCGCGGGGGUCGGCGCUGAUUGUGUGCACGGCGCCUGGGUCUGCCUUCCUCGACGCCUCGGCCGUCGCGCUCGCGCGUGAAAGGAACCCGCUCUUCACCCCUGCAGCGGCGCCGCACUCCGCGUUGCGGUUCCACGCGUCCCAGUUGUAUCCGCGCCUGCGGGAAGUGUCUCUGACGGCGAUGUCGGAGCUUCUCUACUCGUGCGACCAAGAAGAGCGCGACCGCGGCUCCGGGACCUACAACGUAGCCGGGUAUGGCCAGCUGGUGUACGCGGGGCUCUGUGGACCCGCUGCACUUCUGGACCAAGUCCGUGUCCUCGCAUUCGAGCGCCAAACCGACCACCCGUUCUUCCGGAAUCUCCAGCAAGGCUUCUGGCUGCUCAGGUACUCCGUCGACCGCAUCGCUCCAGAGUGCCUCAAGCCCCUGAAGCAGUGGCUGCAAGAAGCGGUAGAUAUCGUCGAGCACCAGUUCCCCGUCUACGACUGGUUGCGACCUUUCUACGCCGACGCCAUCCUGUCUCACGCCUACGCAACCUGUUGCCGAUUCGUGGUCGACCAGAUGCCCCUGACACAGCCAGGGCGCGCUGGGUCGGGAGGCGGCUCCGCGAAGAGAGGCGAGGGCGAUGCGCGUGCGGAGACGCAGGCAGCGGAUGCAGUCGUGGAUGGCGUGAGCAACGAAGCCUGCCGGAAGAACGGGGUGGCGGCGAAGAAAGAGAAGGCCCGCGCGGACUGUGGAGAUCGAGGCCUGCUCGAGACGUGCAGUUCCGUGGGAGAUCGGCUGCUGGCCGAGUUGAGUGUCGCCACGCUGCAGAUGUACUCCUUCGUCCCCUCCGCGCCCCUCGUGUGGGGUACGCAGCAGCCAAGCAUCGCCGCAGGCCUGCCGUUCUUCUCCUCGGGAUUCAUGCGCGCCUGGGGCAGAGACACCUUCAUUGCCCUCCGAGGCAUUCUCCUCGCCACCGGUCGAUACGACGCAGCAAAGGCAGAGAUCCUCGGCUUUGCGCGCGUCAUGCGACACGGCCUCAUCCCCAAUCUCCUCGACGCUGGCAACAAUCCCCGCUACAACGCCCGAGAUGCGACUUGGUUCUUCUGCCAGGCGAUUCAGGAUUAUUGCCUCUGCGCCCCUGACGGUUUGCAAAUCCUAAAGACGCCUGUGGAAAUGAAAUACGAAAGCAACGCGACACAGGUCCCUGACUUGCCAAUUAAAACUCUCGCCGAUGUCAUUCACCACAUUCUCCUCUCGCACGCAAAGGGAAUCGAUUUCAGAGAGUGGAAUGCGGGCCGCCAGAUCGACGAACACAUGCGCGACGAAGGGUUCAACGUUCGCGUCUUCAUGGAUCCGAGCAACGGGCUUAUAUUCGGAGGCAAUCGCUUCAACUGCGGCACGUGGAUGGACAAGAUGGGCUCCAGUGACAAGGCUGGGAAUCGCGGGCUGCCGGCAACGCCGCGCGACGGCGCAGCCAUUGAGAUCAUCGGCCUACUCAAGUCGACGCUUCGCUUCGUCACUCGCCUCCCGGAGGAGUUUUUCCCGUACAAGACGGUCACAACCUCCUCAGGCCAAGAGAUGACCUACGUCCGUUGGAACUCCCUGCUCGAUGCCCGAGUCGAAAAGUGCUUCUACGUCCCAAAAGAGCCGCACCAAGACUCCGAGUACUUUGUCGACGGCACCUUCAUCAACCGUCGCGGAAUCUACAAAGACACCUACAAGGCCACGGAGGCGUGGCGCGACUACCAACUCCGACCCAAUGCAUGCGUCGCUCUCGCGGUCGCGCCCGAGCUGUUUGACCGGACGCAUGCACGCGAGUACUUGGAAGCGGUUGAGAAGGCACUGUGGGGGCCGAACCAGUUGGGGCUGAAGACGCUUGACCCUUCAGACUGGAAUUACAGACCUGACUACGACAACGCCAAUGACUCCAACGACUUCCACGUGGCGCAUGGGUACAACUAUCAUCAGGGACCGGAGUGGGUUUGGCCGCUGGGCUAUUUCCUCAGAGCAAAGAUGAUUUUCGCGGAGGAGUUCGACAAAGAGCCUGGCAGAGGCGGCAAAUCUGCGGGGCCAACCAAGCGCGCCAGCUUCCGCGUGCAGGAAGACUGCAUGCGUUUCCUGCAGACCCACAGAAAACACCUCGAAACAGACAAAUGGAAGUCUCUGCCAGAGCUCACAAACUCCAGCGGCAGCUUUUGCAAGGACAGUUGCCAAGCGCAGGCCUGGUCCGUAGCGACUCUUCUCGCCUUCCUCAGCGACCUCGUCUCCGAGCCUGCCGAUCCCCGAAAAGUCGGACUGAAGGCCUCCCCGAACGCUGUAGAUGACGCGUGA